Molecule: messenger RNA, 1779 nt
Organism: Penicillium macrosclerotiorum
Lineage: Eukaryota; Fungi; Ascomycota; Eurotiomycetes; Eurotiales; Aspergillaceae
Product: MFS transporter
Exons: 3
Coding region: 1-1779 (592 amino acids)
Biological process (GO): transmembrane transport
Molecular function (GO): transmembrane transporter activity
Source: RefSeq, a predicted model, not a curated record
AUGCAGUCUUAUCUGCAGUAUCGACGAUUGGGCAACGCUGUGCGUGCACAGCUAAGCACCGCCCAUGUUCAACAUGAUGCCUCCCCCGUGAAAGAACAUUCGAUCCUGAGCCGAGAAACAACGUCCGAAACAGCGAGUGCUACAAGUGCUACACCUCGCAAUUCCGACUUCGAAAUCAAUCGCAAUGAUCCUGAGACGAGACCCAAUCCCCUGGCGCAGAGUAAAUCCCAGCGCUCCGAGAAGACCGCCCUAGCGCUUUCCCUGGCCGGCGUCGAUGUACAAAAACAGCGCGAAUCGACGAAUCAGCCCAUCGACCUUUUCAUUGUUGGCUGGAAUGGCGAGGAUGACCCCCAGAACCCCCGAAACUAUUCCUUCUCGAGGCGUUUGGUUGCAACCCUGCUUGUCUCGGCCCUUGGCUGGGUCGUUGGCGCAGCAUCGUCGAUCAAUUCGGGUGUCUUACCUCAGAACACUGCAGCUUUUCACGUUAGCGACGUUGUUGGAUCCCUCGUGACUGGAAUCUAUCUCCUCGGCUUUGCAGCUGGCUCCCUCUUUAGUGGCCCGCUAUCUGAAAUUCUCGGUCGCAAUGCUGUCUACGCGGGCUCCCUAACUCUCUUCAUGAUCUUCAUCAUGGGCUCUGCGCUCGCCCCAAAUAUUGGUGCCCAGCUGGCUUUCCGUUUUCUCGCCGGUAUCUUCGGCUGUCCGGCCCUAACCUGCGCCGGAGGCACCAUUGCCGAUCUAUGGAACCCGCUCGAAAAAACCAUCUACUUCCCAAUGUAUGCGGUCCUCUCUUUCGGUGGACCGGUUCUUGGGCCCGUGCUUGCCUCAUACAUGGGCCAGACAGGUGUCCUCUCCUGGCGCUGGACAGCCUGGCUCAUCCUGAUCCUAUCCGGCGCUGUCCUCAUCCUGAUCGUCCUGUUCCAGCCUGAGACUUAUGCACCGCUCCUCCUCAGAUGGAAAGGGAAACACCUGCGACGUGAAACUGGCGAUUCCCGCUUUCGAUCCGAGAUGGACAUGGAGAAAAUCGCGCUGUUCACCCGUAUCGGCGGCGCCAUGAAGCGCCAGUUCCUGAUCACCAUUCACGAGCCAAUCAUCCUGCUGAUCUCGCUGUACAUGACGGUCCUGUAUAUCGUGCUGUUCACUUUCUUUGACGGUUACACGUACAUUUUCACAGAUACUCACGGCCUGAGCCAGGGUUUGACCAACAUUGUAUGGGUUGCGAUGUAUGUUGGCAUCAUCCUCGCCGCAGCCCUGGUUUUCCCCAUAUACGCCUGGACAAAGAAGGACUUCACUCGUGCUGCACAAGAUGCAAAUGGCACUGAUCUGGCAACAAAUCCGCACGCCUUGGAUAACGUGCACACGCAACCAGAGAUCCGGCUGUGGUUCGCGAUGUUCGGGGCCCCGGCGAUUCCGAUUAGUUUGUUCUGGAUGGGGUGGACGGAUUUUGCCUCCGUCUCAAUCUGGUCCCCCAUCAUCGCAUCCUCCGUCUUCGGCUUCGGCACCAUCUGUGUCUUCAUCAGCUCCUACAUGUACGUGAUCGACUCGUACAGCAUCUACGCCGCCUCCGCGCUAGGCUUUAUGACUGUGUCCCGGUACUGCGCCGCCGGUGUCAUGACCGUCGUCGGGAUCCCGUUCUAUAGUAACAUGGGAGUCCAUUGGACUUUGACAAUUCUGGGCUGUAUCAGUGCGCUGAUGGUUCCGGUGCCAUAUGUAUUCUAUCGCUAUGGACCAGUUAUUCGGCGUUGGAGCCGUUAUGCUGUCACGGAGGACGUCAAAGUGUGA